This is a messenger RNA of Metschnikowia bicuspidata var. bicuspidata NRRL YB-4993, 537 nucleotides long. It is a transcript of the gene IMP2, whose product is annotated as endopeptidase catalytic subunit. Gene Ontology annotation, molecular function: serine-type endopeptidase activity. Gene Ontology annotation, cellular component: mitochondrial inner membrane peptidase complex; membrane. The transcript has a single exon. The record is from RefSeq and is a predicted model, not a curated record. Gene Ontology annotation, biological process: mitochondrial respiratory chain complex assembly. NCBI's taxonomy places the organism in Eukaryota, Fungi, Ascomycota, Pichiomycetes, Serinales, Metschnikowiaceae. Bases 1 to 537 code for a protein of 178 amino acids.
AUGGGCUUUCCCGUCCACCCCUACCUCAAAAGAACGUUGGUGGCAGUCACGUGGCUCCCCGUAGCGUUCACGGUGUUUGAUCACGUGCUCCUGCCGUGCCAGGUGUCGGGCUUCUCGAUGGCCCCCACCUUCAACCCAGGCACAGAAAGCACGGCCAAGGACGUGGUGCUUAUCCGGAAAUACAACUUGAAAUGGCCCACUUCGCUCGAGCGGGGCGACGUGGUGAUGUUCCGCUCGCCCGAGGACCCCGAAAAACUCGUCACCAAACGCGUGGUGGGGCUCCAGGGCGACGUGAUUAUUCCCCGGGACAGCCUGUACCCCAAAAAACAGGCGCUCGUUCCCCGCAAUCAUCUCUGGGUGGAGGGCGACAAUGCCUUCCAUCUGGUAGACUCCAAUAAGUUCGGGCCGAUCAGCCAGGGCCUUGUUGUGGGGAAGGUCAUGGGCAUCGUCUGGCCCUUGCUGAGAGCCGGCUCGGAUAUAUCUGGCGGUGCCCGGAACGGCUUUCUGCAGGGGCCCGAGACUCCUGAAAGCGUCUGA